AUGAGAAAAAGCUCUACGAGCUGUAAAGUGCCUGAAGUUCAUCAGUGCCGCAUUCCUUUCUUCAUCGAGCCAGCCAAUGCAAACAAUUCAGGCACUAUUGUUGGUCUUGACUUUGACAAAUUCUAUGAUUAA
Molecule: messenger RNA, 132 nt
Organism: Echinococcus granulosus
Lineage: Eukaryota; Metazoa; Platyhelminthes; Cestoda; Cyclophyllidea; Taeniidae
Exons: 2
Coding region: 1-132 (43 amino acids)
Source: RefSeq, a predicted model, not a curated record